Molecule: messenger RNA, 1598 nt
Organism: Anopheles darlingi
Lineage: Eukaryota; Metazoa; Arthropoda; Insecta; Diptera; Culicidae
Product: CLIP domain-containing serine protease 14D-like
Exons: 6
Coding region: 1-1446 (481 amino acids)
Biological process (GO): proteolysis
Molecular function (GO): serine-type endopeptidase activity
Source: RefSeq, a predicted model, not a curated record
AUGCUCACAUUGCUCUGUCUGUACUUCGCUGUUUGUUUGCUACCGCUGCUGCUGCUCGGAACACACGCACGCACAUCCCAACGGCGAGGGUACAGGAGAUGCGAAAACAGGUUUACCUCCAAGCAGUUCAUCUUCCCGACCGUCAGACCUCCGGCUCCAGUGGGAACAGCGAUCUGCUCCCGAGCCAGUAGCCGAUGUACCUUCGACAACUUCACAACGACACCGGCAACAGCUUCCAAACGGUGGCCAGUAUUGAGUGAAAUGCCGACAAACAGUGAAAUGAAAAGCCUAUUUGUGUUUCUGGCACUAGUGAUUACCAUCGAUCAGCUGCACGCCGCAGCUGAGCAGUAUCUCGCCAGCUGUCAGACUCCGGACGGGGAGGCCGGAACCUGUGUGCUGGUACGCGAGUGCCCGUUCGCUCUGGCCGUGCUGAAGAAGAAGGAUCACUCCAACAACGAUGUGCGCUAUCUGGAGGCGACACGCUGCGGUGAGCUGGGGAAAAAGGUUUUGGUCUGCUGCAAUGAACCGAACGUGACGCAAACAUCGGAACCGGUCGAUGCGGAAACUAUUGCCGAGCUGGUUGAGAAUCGGUUUGGUACGCGGGAGCAGAAGCGAGAUCUGCUACCGCCGGUCUGUGGACAGCAAACCGACGGUCGUCUUAUAGGGGGCGAUCGUGCCAACCUGUUCGAUUACCCCUGGAACGUGUUGAUCCAGCAUCGAACGAAAGAUGGAGAGCCUCGCUUUCACUGUGGAGGUGCUUUGAUAAACAAUCGCUACGUAGUCACCGCGGCUCAGUGCAUAAUGAGCAUGAAGAAAUCCUGGACCAUCGCGGGAGUUCGUAUCGGUGAAUCCAAUAUAGCUACGAAUCCCGAUUGUUUCUAUGAACAAGGCGAUACGAUCUACGACUGUGCCGAUCCGGUUCAGGAUAUCGCCAUCGAGAAGGUAACGAUACCAGAAAACUAUACCAGCGUCACCGGUACACCGGAAGUCAAGCACGAUAUCGCACUAAUCCGCCUAGCUCGGCGGGUUGAACUGAGUGAAAGUGUCGCACCGAUUUGUUUGCCGGCUGAUUUCAAAGUUCAAAACGAACUGAACGCUAUCUCACCAAGUCGCUUUAUCGAAAGCGGUUGGGGCAAAACGAUUGACGCGGCUGGUAGUGAGCAUAAGAUGACCUUUUCUUCCGAGGCGGUGUCACAGGACGAAUGCCGUCAGAAGUAUCCCCAUGCUCACUUGGACGAUGGACACAUCUGUGCCAAACCACAGCGAGAAGCCGACACUUGCCGGGCGGACACGGGAGGUCCACUAGCGAUCCGCCAUACCAACGGUACCCUAUAUCUGGUAGGUGUGGCAAGUGUACGAAAACAGUGUGCCAUCACCGGGGAGCCUGCAGUGUACACUAAUGUGGAGCGUUAUGUUGAUUGGAUCAUCGAUAAUCUCGAACCAUAGAGAUUCCUUUACGUUUGCGAAUGGCCGAAAUACCGAAGUGUAUAGGAUCGGUUCACAAGGGGUUAUGCUUGAAGUUGAGCCUCUAUACCAAGUACUAUUAUAACGGAAUCACGACGAAAAAAUAGGUACAAAUAAAUGUUACAAAAAUAUCA